AUGUCUCUGAAGCAGGCGUAUGAGCUCGAUGCUAAGCAGCUACUCAUACAGGAAAUCGAGACGUGGGUAGCUGCCCUGGGGCACUACGAUAACAACGAGUUCGACGAGGCCCUGCGAAACUUUGAACCUAUAUGCGACACGUCAAAGAUACUGUUCAAUUGUGGUGUAAUACAUGCGACGCUGGGCGAGCAUGAGAAAGCUAUUGAUUCUUUCCAACGCGCCGUUCGGUUAGACCAAUACCUCGCCGUGGCAUACUUCCAGCAGGGAGUCUCGAACUUUCUCCUGGGCGACUUCGAGGAGGCGUUGGCGAACUUCAACGAUACCCUCCUGUACCUCCGUGGCAAUAGAUACAUCGACUAUGAGCAACUGGGGCUAAAGUUCAAACUGCACUCCUGUGAGGUGCUCUUUAAUCGUGGCCUCUGCUACGUCUACCUACAACAGAAAGAUGCAGGUCUGCAAGACUUGUCGUACGCGGCAAAGGAGAAGGCUAAACCCGAACACGAUGUUAUAGACGAGGCGCUCAAAGAACAGGCAGAGGGAUACACCGUCUUCUCGAUACCAAUCGGCAUCGUUUACCGCCCCAACGAAGCCAAAGUCAAGAACUUGAAAACGAAGGACUAUCUCGGCAAAGCGCGUCUAGUUGCCGCGACGGACCCAAACAAUGCCUUCACUGGUUUCGCCGGGUCUGAAAGGAAGAUGUUGAACGCUGCCUCGUUCUCAACGGCCAAGGACGAUCGACCAGAAGAAAAGCUCUCAUACGCGGCAGCGAACCUGGUCAAGCCGGGUUUAUCAAGUCGCACAAGACAGCAAUCCGAACCGCCAAUCAGGCGCAACGUCUUCCCACCCACACCACCUCCAGAAGUCGACAGUCCCGGUAAACGCGCUUCUGGUGGCUCCGGUGGUUCUGGAAGCUGGGGCGGCAUGCCGCGCCCCCAAUCUCUUCGCCUUGCGGCCCCCAAGCCCCCUGCGCUCGAAUUGGGACGCGCAGCGUUCGAGCAAGGCGAGAAGCCGCGGCUGGGAACCGUCAGGUCAGCAUCAGAACGGCCGCGGCCUGCACGCGAAUACUCCUCCGGGCCGACACGAAGUCGUGACGCCGGCAGAGGCGUGCGGGAAACGCCCCUACGGAGGGUGAUUUCGGAUGGCGAGGAAGAAGAGCGCAGCCCUCCUCAAGUUUACGAAGAUCAUCUCCGGCCCUCGUACGGCCGCUCGAACACGCAGCGCAGCAGACGCCCCGUCUCAAUCGAGGAAGAAGACGAAGACGAGUACGCGCACUCCUCGAUCGACGAAGGCGAGUUCGAGAUGAUGCCCAAGCGGUCGCACGCCCGCCUGCCCUACGAGCGGGCAUCGAGCCAGCGUCGAGCCUCCGCGCGGAGACCGCAUCACCUGAAGACUAUCAGGGUGAAGGUGUAUGCAGAGGACACGCGGUAUGUGUUCAUCGAGCCGAGUAAACCGUUCAGGGAGUUUGUGGAUCAGAUUAGGGAGAAGUUUGGUAUACGGCAGAAUUUCAAGAUCAAAUAUAGGGAUGAGGAGGAUAUGAUUACGAUGGCGGAUCAGGAUGAUUUGAACAUGGCAAUCGAGGCUUGCAGGCUACAAGCGCAGAAGGAGAAGGCGGAUAUGGGGAAGAUGGAGCUUGCGUCCUUGGUCGCCCUCAUCAAGCGCGCGGCCUUCGAGCCCAUCUUGACAGGCCCACUCCUGCUUGCUCUAACCAGAGGACCGCCAGAGAUUCGCCUCAGACUACUUCGAGCGUUCCCUUCUCUUACCAAUGCGCGCAGGCUUCCUGUGCUGCUGAGAACCCUCAAAUGGCUCUUUGCGCUUGGCCUGGCGGGUAAGGUCAAUGACCGCCUGAACGCCUGGGCGCAGAACCACUGGCAGUGGCGGAAGCAAGGCGCCAAGUGGGACUUCGCCAAUCAGAAAGAGAUUGCUGUUGUUACAGGGGGAUGCAGUGGCUUUGGGCAUCUGAUGGUUAAGGGGCUGGCGGGGAAGAUGAAGGUUGUGGUUUUGGAUGUGCAGGACAUGCCUGCGGAUCUUGACGGUCGGGCCGGAGUCUCCUUUUACAAGUGUGAUAUUACUUCCAAAGACGCGGUAUCAGAGACGGCGGCCGCAAUCCGCAGGGACGUCGGUAUCCCUACUAUUCUCAUCAACAACGCUGGUAUAGCCCAUGCACACACCAUCCUGGACACCUCGGAGGAGUACCUCGAGAAGAUCUUCCGUGUCAAUCUGAUGAGCCACUUCACCCUGAUCAAGGAGUUCCUGCCCGGCAUGAUGGAUUUGCAAAAAGGCCACAUCGUCAGCAUCGCGAGUAUGGCGAGUUACUUCUCCGGCGCCAGCAUCGUCGACUACUGCUGCACGAAAGCCGGUGUCCUGGCGCUACAUGAGGGCCUCAAUCAAGAGCUCAAGCACCGCUACGGUCCGAACGGCUGUUGCAUCCAGACGACAAUCGUGCACCCGAUGUGGGCGCAGACGCCGUUGAUCAAGAGCUGGGAGGAUUCGCUCAUGGCGUCGAAGACUAUUACGCUGCUGCCCUCUGCCAUUGCAGACCCGGUCGUGAAGCAGGUGCUCAGCGGUCGAGCCGGUCAGAUCUAUGUUCCGGAGAGCGCGGGGAAGUUUGCUGGCAUUAGGGGAUGGCCCCAUUGGCUGCAGGAGCAUGCGAGAGAUGGGAUUGCUGUUGCUACUGCACCGCGUUGA
This is a messenger RNA of Coniosporium apollinis CBS 100218, 2685 nucleotides long. RefSeq lists its product as uncharacterized. The record is from RefSeq and is a predicted model, not a curated record. Gene Ontology annotation, molecular function: protein binding. Lineage: Eukaryota; Fungi; Ascomycota; Dothideomycetes. Bases 1 to 2685 code for a protein of 894 amino acids. The transcript is spliced from 7 exons.